AUGACUUCCAAGAGGGCGCAAACUGGAGCUACAAGUGACGAAGACGAUAAUAUUUCGAUUACUUCAACUGUUGGCAGUGAGCCACAGUCUGAAUAUGAAGUGGAAUCUAUUCUUGCUCAAAAGAGCUUUCCAAAUGGUGAUGUGUAUCUGGUAAAAUGGGCUGGCUAUCCGUUGGAGAGGGCAACAUGGGAGCCGGAGGACUCCUUUUGUGAUCCGAAUAUUUUGCUGGCAUGGAAGAGGAAAAUCGCAUCUGGGGAUCAUGAGUCGUUAGGUGUGGAUGUGGAUGAUCUGACACGCAGGAUUGAGGAAAUUGAAAGUGCAAAACUCGACAGGCGUCGCAGGCGUUGGGCAAAGCGCAUUCGUCUCGGGAUCCCGGCAUCCCCUUUGACUGAUGGUUCUGAUGCCGUUUCUGCUGGCCAGGACAGCGACUCGAACUUUGAUGACUUUACCGUUGACGAUGAUGUUGAUGUGGAGGGCGAAGAUGAAGAAGAAGUGUGGCAGUCAUUGCGGAGGAAACGACAACACUCAUCCAGCACCAAAAAAACAACCCCCCGCGCAGGAAUGGCUGCUUCUCCUUCGCUGCCCAGUGGCACCCCAAGCAAGCAUCAAAUUCCGGCUUCAAUAGCGCCAUCAUCAACUGGGUUUCCGAACAAGAGGAAGAAAAUCGAUACGACUUCGACAACCAGAUCUCCUGCAACUAAUAAUCAAUCCACACAGUCUUCAAAACCGACAUCGUUAUUAGAGCAAAGACAAACUUCAAAGGACUCUCAGAAUGCUCCUGCACGCCACCAAACGCGGCCAACUUUAAAGUUACAAACCUCAUCCUCCACUAAUCCUUCGUCCUCAGAACCUACAAAAUCUGCGAAGUUAACUUCGCAGGUCAAAGGGCCCUUGAUCCCCACUGGGCCAGCGAACCGAACUGUUCCUGUCCUCACAAAAAAACAAAAUGCGUCAAAGCCAAAACUCUUCCGCAAUUUAUCCUCUAAAAACAGAUAUGAGAAAACUAUGCGGCGGGACGUAAUACCAGAUAUAAAGCAACUGGAUUUGAGACCACCAGGCAAAUGGAUUGCGCCCCAGAAUGAUAAAACUCCGCUAUCUGCAUCGCCGUCCCGACUGCAUGCACCUCGCAAUUCAGAAAGCUUUCCCAGGGUAGAUGGGCCAGUUGAGGCGAGAAGCAGUUGCCAGCCAGAUCAGCUCCAACUCGCCUCGGUACAAUCACCAUCAAAAUUGAUUCAUAAAGGCUCUCCUAGUAGUUGCAGUCCGGGAACAUCUGUCCUCCCAUCGGUAUUUUCUCCAAGCAAAGCCAAUUCCAUAGAAUUAUAUGAUAAAGGUCCACCAAAGGGAAUGAAAGGAACUGGGACCGGUUUCCAAUCACAGGCAAAAGCCGUGGUCCACCUCCGAUUUGGACCAACGGGCAAGGAAAUAGGCGAUGUCAGAUUGGGAGGCUUGACAAGAAAAACAGUUCGGCAAUUGUUACUCCUUAAAUCACAAAACAAGAUUGAUAUGCAUUUUAAAGAUGUGUGCAACCUUGACGAAUACAGACAAUUGUGUGACAGAAGAAAAAACAUAAAAUACUGCAGCGGCUGGGUACUUGCGUCUGGCAAUGCUACCUUUGCAGUGUGA
This is a messenger RNA of Histoplasma mississippiense, 1623 nucleotides long. RefSeq lists its product with no specific name. NCBI's taxonomy places the organism in Eukaryota, Fungi, Ascomycota, Eurotiomycetes, Onygenales, Ajellomycetaceae. The transcript is spliced from 3 exons. Gene Ontology annotation, cellular component: pericentric heterochromatin. The record is from RefSeq and is a predicted model, not a curated record. Bases 1 to 1623 code for a protein of 540 amino acids. Gene Ontology annotation, biological process: negative regulation of transcription by RNA polymerase II; chromatin organization. Gene Ontology annotation, molecular function: chromatin binding.